Cercospora beticola is the source of this 948-nucleotide messenger RNA. Its product is annotated as hypervirulence associated TUDOR domain-containing protein. The record is from RefSeq and is a predicted model, not a curated record. Lineage: Eukaryota; Fungi; Ascomycota; Dothideomycetes; Mycosphaerellales; Mycosphaerellaceae.
AUGCCGCCCAAAGACAAGUACACGGAUCCAGAGUUGAGAGAUAAGGUCAAGGAGGAAUUGAAGGCCAGCGACAAAGGAGGAGAGCCUGGGCAAUGGAGCGCUCGCAAGGCUCAAAUGAUGGCGGCAGAAUACAAGAAGAGAGGAGGAGGCUACACAACCGACAAGAAGGAUAAAGAUGAGUCUCAGCAGAACUUGACAAACUGGGGCGAGGAAGAAUGGCAGACCAAGGACGGCGAGGGAAAAGCGAAGCAAGACGACGGUACUGAAAAGCGUUAUUUGCCAAAGAAGGCCUGGGAGCAAAUGACCGAGAAGGAGAAGGAAGAGACUGAUCAGAAAAAGCAAGAAGAAUCGAAGCAAGGCAAACAGCACGUGGCGAAUACUCCAAAAGCAAAAGACAGCCGCAAGAAAGCGCAAUCGAAUGGCUCCAAGAACGAUGGAGACGACAAAGCGACCACGAGCAACCAAAGAGGCUCUAGAAGCCAGACGAAAAAUGCGGAGGCAAAGAAGAACAGCCAAGGUGCUGCUCAGGGCAAGAGCAAGGACGAGAAUGAAGAUGAUGAUGACGAUGAUGACAGCCAGUCUCAAGAGGAGCCUGCCAAAUCCGCCAAAACUGGACAGAAACGCAAGAACAACGAAGAGCACGACUCCGAACCAAAGUCAAAGACUAAGAAGAGCAACGGAACUAUUGGCUCCAAGCACAUGGAUGCCACUGAGCCCGCUCAGAAGGGCUCGAAAGAUCGCUUGCCAAAGGAAGGACAGCAAAUUCAAUGGAAAGCGAUGCCAGGUUGGAUAGACGGGAAAGUUAAGGAGAUCCUGAAGAAGGGCAAGAAGGUGGAUGAGAAGCAGGUAAAAGCUUCUGAAGACGAUCCGAAGAUUGUGCUCAUUUCGAACAAGAGUGGCAAGAUCUGUGUUCACAAGCCGGAGGCUUGCUACUACGAUGAUGAGUGA